CGAUACGCGUCUCUAUGAGGCCCAUAUGCCAUCGCCAUUACCGACCYUUCAAUCCCUUCAUAUUCAUCUCCCGUUCCCCGUUUCUCUCUCAUCCUCUCGAAAAACCCAACCCCGAAUUCUCCUCCUUCUCCUUCUCCUUCUCAUCAUCUCUCUCUCUCUCUCUCUCUCUCUCUUGAGGAUCUGAUCGGAACGAUAUGGCUCAGAGAACCGAGAAGGAGGAGACCGAGUUCAAAGUCCCGGAGACCAUCGCCCUCUGCGUCAAUAACUGCGGCCUCACCGGCAAUCCGGCCACCAACAACAUGUGUCAGAACUGCUUCAACGCUACCACGCCGGCCGCCGCCACCAUGGCGAUUAAAUUUUCUGGCGACAAAAGUCCGAGAUCUACCGCGUCUCACUCGCCGGAGAAAUUUCGGUUUAUUUCCGAGUCUAGGAGGAGCACGACGUCCGAUCGUCCGAGGCUCGACGAAUCGGCCAAGCGCGAGGUGAAUCGGUGCUCCGGAUGUAGAAAACGCGUCGGUUUGACCGGAUUCAGGUGCCGAUGCGGCGAUUUGUUCUGYGCGGAGCACCGGUAUUCAGAUCGUCACGAUUGCAGCUUCGAUUACAAGGCCGCAGGGCGCGAGGCCAUCGCCAGGGAGAAUCCGGUGGUGAAAGCGGCUAAAAUCGUUAGAGUUUAAUACGUAGAUUCGGAAAAAAAAAAGUAAGAAAAUCCGAAGAUGAUGAAAUYUGUGAAAACUCUGGGCUGAUUGUUGAAAUUUUCUUGUGGAGUAUUGUAUUGAGGAUCACUUCCUCGAAAUUUCCUCUCUCGAUCUUUAGGAGAGAGAAGCAUGAGAGAAGGAGCAAAAUCCUUGAUGAAGAUGAUGAUGAUCGUUCGUUGUGUUUUCUCGGAUAAUUAUUGUUCCUAUUUGAUUUUUUUUCCUUUUUUUUCACCUUUUUUGUUCCUCUUCUUUUCUUUCGGUUUGUUGGAAAAAAGAAAAAGAGAAGAAUAUCGCGACCUAUGAAGAUGUUGGUGUUCUUCGUUGAUUCUUACUUUCGUUUUGCUUUGAAAAUGCUAAUGGCAUGUGUUGUAAAUUCGAUCAAAAUCUCGGGAUUUUAUUGGCAGUUGAAAGUUGAACCAUUCUAGUUUCUGUA
Momordica charantia (bitter melon) is the source of this 1128-nucleotide messenger RNA. RefSeq names its product A20/AN1-like zinc finger family protein (gene SAP5). Gene Ontology annotation, molecular function: zinc ion binding; DNA binding; ubiquitin-protein transferase activity. Lineage: Eukaryota; Viridiplantae; Streptophyta; Magnoliopsida; Cucurbitales; Cucurbitaceae. Gene Ontology annotation, biological process: protein ubiquitination. The record is from RefSeq and is a predicted model, not a curated record.